Molecule: messenger RNA, 3827 nt
Organism: Danio aesculapii
Lineage: Eukaryota; Metazoa; Chordata; Actinopteri; Cypriniformes; Danionidae
Gene: znf704
Product: zinc finger protein 704
Exons: 9
Coding region: 307-1812 (501 amino acids)
Biological process (GO): regulation of transcription by RNA polymerase II
Cellular component (GO): nucleus
Molecular function (GO): DNA-binding transcription factor activity; RNA polymerase II cis-regulatory region sequence-specific DNA binding
Source: RefSeq, a predicted model, not a curated record
AGAAGAAAGAUAUCGGUUGCCGGUCGGUCGUACGGUCAGACGGACGGAGAGGUUAUCAAGCAUAGCUCAUUUGCACGUCGUAACCGUUCGCCGGUCUCGUGUUCCGAACAUGCGCGCAAACGCCGGUGAAUUAUGUGGAUGCGGUCCAGAUAUGUGGUAAUGUUGUCGUAUUUUUUGCAUGUUCGGCCCAUGAUGACGGUCGGUAUGUUCGGGUUUUGUCAGCGUGAUAUUUUUUGUAUUUAAAAGGCACGUUCUUGUGCAGCGAUCGAAGUCAUAACAUUUGCGCAUUUGAUUGAUAUAUCAACUAUGCAUACGCGGCGGCUGGUGAAGCGCUCGGUCAUUGGAAGCCGCGUGUACGCGCCGGGUUUAACGGGGGACGCGGCUCCGCUCACGGGAGUCAUCCAGGCUGUCAAACAAGACAACAGGGAUGCUUCAACCGGCCAUCGGCGCAACGUGUACACCGUGCUUAUGCAAGACGGGAGCUUGAAAGAAUAUUCAGAGGAAGAGAUUGCACAGAUGACUGCGAAAGCACCGCUGAAGUCGAGCCUGAAGAGCACCUGUAAUGGCGGCCAGCGGGACGGGCCCACGCAGGGCCAGAAUGGGGGUAUGCAAAGAGGAGAGGCGCUGUCCCUCAGCCCCGAGACUACAGAGGAGCCGCGGGUGCUGGAGCAUAAGCGAACGGGACGGGCACUGGAGACGGAGAAGGAUCACACCCGCUCCGUUUCUCUGCUGGAACAGAAACGCAAGGUUGUGUCUUCGAGCAUUGAUGUGCCACAAGCCAGGAAAUCGGAGGAAGAGGUGGACAUGGACAAAGUGACCGCAGCUAUGGUGUUGACCAGUCUGUCCACUAGUCCUCUGGUGCGGAGUCCUCCUGUUAAAGUUAGUGAGGGUCUAAAUGGAUCCUGGAAGGAUGGAGGCUUUACUCCAUCCAGCUACAGCAGCAGUGGAUAUUGGAGCUGGAGUGCACCAAGUGACCAGUCCAACCCGUCCACGCCCUCCCCACCAUUGUCAGCCGACAGCUUCAAACCCUUUCGCAUGCCCAGCCUUAGUGGCCCGCCAGACGACAACAUCGAUGAGCAUGAUGGGAACAGCUUGCUGUUCGACGAACCCAUCCCCCGCAAACGCAAGAACUCCAUGAAGGUGAUGUUCAAGUGUCUGUGGAAGAAUUGCGGGAAGGUCUUGAGCACAGCUGCUGGGAUCCAGAGGCACAUUCGAACCGUCCAUCUUGGGAGGAACUGUGACUCAGAGUGCAGUGACGGUGAGGAGGAUUUCUACUACACUGAGAUCAAGCUGAACACAGACUCAGUGGCGGACGGUUUGAGCAGUCUGUCUCCUGUGUCCCCAUCUGUGCUGUCCCCCCCGCCGGCCCUGGACCAGAGACAGCCGGAUGGCACAAACGGGGCAAAGAGCGAGAGCAGCUCCAGCACCCCUCUCAGCCGCUCGGCUCCCAGCGCUCUCUACCUAGUGCACACAGACCACGCCUACCAGGCCACAACCCCCGUCACCAUCCCCUCCACCAACUCCACUGGCUUCACCCCCUCCAGCAGCAGUUUCAGUAUCUCCUGGCAGUCCCCACCUGUCACAUUCACUGGUACCUCUGCCUCUCCCACUCACAGCCGGACGCAGGGCUUUGGGGAACAGCGCUCUCAGACCAUCGCAGUGCUCUCGUCUCCCCCCAGAGCCGCAGGAUCGCUCAGUAGGAAGUCGCGAGGCGAAGGAAAGAAGUGUCGCAAAGUGUACGGCAUGGAAAACAGAGACAUGUGGUGCACGGCCUGCCGCUGGAAGAAAGCCUGCCAGAGAUUUGUUGACUAAAGCAGCUGUUACGGCUGAGGCACAGAAACAGGGUGGGCUUCCUUUGCAUGCAUAGCAUAAUAAAAAAACAUCUCUUCUCUUUGUUACUGACCACAGCCCCACCCCGCCUCACCUUAUACCCACGUGGACUCCUGGGAUCAAACUCUUAUGCAUUCCUUCCCAAAUGGACUUCUCAAUCUUUGAAGAUUCCCAACUCUCCCUUUGAGACGAGUUGCUUUACACUGCAAAAAAGAAGAAGAAAAAAAGACUUUUGAUUCAUCUGUUUUUGUCUGUGUUGGAUAUACUGCUUAAGAAACAAUCUGGUCAGUUUCUAGAGGACCAGUGAGGGCAAGACCAGCCUCAGUCCAAGCUCUUUUUAAAAGAGAAGAAAGCUCUCUUUCAGACUGUGAGAGUGCUAUAAAACAGAAAGUGUUUCUUUUUCCACAGGCACUUUUUUGCAUUUCUCCUGCCUGUUUUAUUAAAGGUUAAGGGUUGGACUGCCAAAAAAACCCUGUCUUCUCAAGAAUGUACCACCACAGGGGUUUGUUUAGGGAUGUUGACUGGAUAGCUCCCCUGAAUGGGAAUUCAUCAAUGCAAAAAAAAAAAACAGAACGUAUGGGAAGAAAAGGACUUUCAGCUCACAAGCAAUUGCACCUACAAAGGAUGGAUUUUAUAUGUCUGGUUUUAUAUUUGCGUUUACCAAUAGGACAUUUCUUUCAGGGAUGCGAUCAGUAAAAGCAAAACCAGCAGUUAGAUUUAACAGCAGAGAACUCAGUGCUUUUUUGUCACAGGAUUAUCUUCUUGCUACCGAAAAGGUUUUUUUUUUUUUUUACGUGCCAUUUACUUUUUUUUUUGCUUUGUGUAUAACUGACUUCAGUAGAGUGAAGUGCAAGGACUGCGCUCAUUAAAGCCCAAUGGCACAGACUCGCAUCAAAGUUAGAGGUUCCAAGAACCAGCCAUUCAGGCAGUGCAACCUUUCCUUCCCAUCGGACUCCAUCAGCAGGAAUGAACUGCAUUCACAAUAGAGCCAUAAAUGAAACCGCGGUGGUUUCACACCACAGUUUGAUGCCUAGAGAGGUUCGACCAACAAGCCUGAGCAAAGAGUAUGAAAACUCUGCAAAGUGGUUAAUUUUACCUCUGAAAGGUGAAGAGCUCUUUUCCUCUCACCCUUUUCCUGACCUCACAGGUUCAAGUAGGAAGUAAUAAAAAUAGCAAAUGCCACAUCGACUUCAGUGGAAGCGCUCAGAUGUGGCGGUGUUGUUCUGCUGUAGUGGGUACCGUAUCGUGUAAGGCCACAGAUCGCUGGUCACAGGAGGACGGACAUUUUUGGUGAUUGCAAGGAAUGACCAUAUUUGGAAUAUGGCAGCUCGAUUGGUAAUUGUUAUCUGGCAAUGUUUUGGUGGCUCUGAAACGGUCUAAUAUAUAAUACAUCAACACAAGUAAUCAUUAUAUACAUGCAAGCAGUGCUUACAAUGACAAGCUCAUUGUCAAUUUCAGUUUUUUCAUCACAUGGUUUCCCUUUUAUUUAAUUGUCGAUACGUGUAUAUAAACUAAAGGUAUUAACUUCUCCAAAACUAAAUACGUUACAUUCAGAUUAACACUUGGUUUUAUCGGUGGAAUGGAGCAUGGCUUUGUUUACGCUACACAUUAGGGUUGUCACGAUACUGGAAUUCGGUACUAAUCGAUACUGAAGUAUUAAAAACGUCCAUUUCCCGCAGACAUUUGAGCGCUACUGACUGCGUUCUUAAACGGCGCUGAUUUGCCGUUGUGUUCACAUGCUCAACGGAAAUGACUGUGAUUGGCCGUGAAGGUCAUUAGUUCACCGAACUUAUCGCUGUUUACUGAGUGUAAACACAGAUACAGGAACACUGGAAUGUUUCAAAGUCAUGUCGAUCAGCUGGUUUGUCUAUAAGCUGACAUACGAGCGAUUCGUUAAUGAAUCGUGGCUUUAAAACGGUCCAGUGUCCCUGUACCUGUGGUUAGACUUCAUUAACAGCAGUGAGUUCGGUGCACUGAUGAGCUUCACGGCCAAUUAG